This is a messenger RNA of Ctenocephalides felis (cat flea), 3570 nucleotides long. RefSeq names its product peregrin-like. Gene Ontology annotation, biological process: regulation of transcription by RNA polymerase II. The transcript has 19 exons. Gene Ontology annotation, cellular component: MOZ/MORF histone acetyltransferase complex. Gene Ontology annotation, molecular function: protein binding. Lineage: Eukaryota; Metazoa; Arthropoda; Insecta; Siphonaptera; Pulicidae. The record is from RefSeq and is a predicted model, not a curated record. Bases 272 to 3484 code for a protein of 1070 amino acids.
GUCAUUUAAUGUGUUCUUUUUCUGUUUGUAUAAUAAUAGAAUAUGGUUAUAAAAGAUAUAAACAAAACAUUCAUUUUUGAAGACCAUCUAAAGUUCAUACGGCUUAGCGAUAUAAAACAACUUGCAACUGACAGCUGUUAGUGUUGGAUGAGCUUGAAUAUAUUAAUUUGUAAUCUACCAUAGUGACAACUUUUAUUGUGGUCAUUCAUGAAAGCAAGAUCUAAAAAUAUUAUACUCAACAAAAUCCUAGCAUUUAGUAUGACAAUCAAAUAUGGGUUUGGAUUUUGAUGUCAUUGAAUUUUGUAAAAAACUUCGUUUAGAAAGGCCUCCUCCUUAUAAAUGCCCUGUAGAAAAUUGUGACAAAAGUUACAAAUCAAUAUGUGGAAUGCAAUAUCAUCUUGUAAAUUAUGAUCACGAUAAACCAGCACCUCAAACUCCAGUCAUGACGCUGAAAAAAAAGGGUCGUACUAGUAGACCUGCAACUAAAACAUCGGAUUUAACAAAAAGUCCUCCAAAAGAAGUUUUGUCUUACGCUGAAUCUCAAAGAUAUGUACAAUUUGAAAUAGAUGGUAAUAUAGCAAAAAUUGCUUUGGAUGAUCCGAUUAUUAGCAUUGAAAAGGAUUCUGAUUUAUUGAAAGGUAAAUGCAAUGUAGUUGAAAAUCCAGAACCAGUUUUCUCUCUUCCUGAACCCACAUAUCGUCUUGUAACUGAUUAUAAUAUCUGUGAUGCUCCUCCGAGACCAAAUGCUUACAUUAGAUUCAUAGAAAAGUCAACUGAAGAACUUGAUGGUGAGGUGGAGUAUGAUGUAGAUGAGGAGGAUACAGCUUGGCUCUCUUUGAUAAAUGAAAAACGAGCAGCAAAAGGACAAAAUUCUGUGUCUGUAGAUGCUUUGGAACUUCUUAUGGACCGUUUAGAAAAAGAAUCUUAUUUCCAGGCGGCUGCCACAGGUCAAAACACUAUACCUGUUGAUGAUGAUGCAGUUUGUUGUAUAUGUAUGGAUGGUGAAUGCCAGAAUACAAAUGUAAUAUUAUUUUGUGACAUGUGUAAUUUAGCUGUUCAUCAAGAUUGCUAUGGGGUGCCGUAUAUUCCAGAAGGACAGUGGUUGUGCAGAAGAUGCUUGCAGUCGCCGAGUAGACCUGUCAACUGUGUAUUAUGUCCCAACACCGGGGGGGCAUUCAAGCAAACAGAUCGGGGUCAUUGGGCGCAUGUAGUUUGUGCUCUUUGGAUACCAGAAGUUCGAUUUGCAAAUACAGUAUUUCUUGAACCUAUAGAUUCGAUUGAGAGUAUUCCAGCAGCUCGGUGGAAGUUGAGCUGUUAUGUGUGUAAGCAACGUGGUGUUGGAGCCUGUAUUCAAUGUAAUAGAAACAAUUGCUACGCAGCAUUUCAUGUCACCUGUGCUCAACAUGCAGGUCUUUAUAUGCGAAUGGAUCAGGUCAACCGGGAAGGCGAUAGUAUGCCAGUGCUAGUACAAAAAACUGCAUUUUGUGAUGCACAUGCUCCUCCGGGUGCUGUUAAUGAGGUUGUUGAUAGAAGUCAAAAGUCUCGAGAAGAAUCUCGUAACAAAAUGAAACAGGCAAGGCGGCUACUGGCUAAGAAAAGAACUACUGUUCCAGUGAUUUUAAUUCCUACUAUACCUCCGGAAAGAGUACAAGAAAUUGCAAGUCUGGUAACUAUUCAAAAGAAACCACAAUUUAUUCAAAGGCUUAUAGCAUACUGGACACUUAAGAGACACCACAGAAAUGGAGUACCUUUACUAAGGAGGCUACAAAGUCAAGGCAGUGGAAAUAUGAGAAAUAUGGGUGAUGAAGCUCCUGAUACUGCAGAAUUAUGUCGUCAACUGAAGUAUUGGCAAUGCCUCAGACAAGACUUAGAAAGAGCUAGGCUGCUGUGUGAAUUAGUGAGAAAAAGGGAGAAAUUAAAGUCAGCAUUAACAAGAGUUAAAGAAAGAUCUUUGCUUAUUGAGAUUGAUCCAUUGAAUGCAUCAAUGGGAAUUUUACUUCAACAAUUAGAAGCCAAGGACACGAGCAGUAUUUUCUGUGAACCAGUUGAUCCUACAGAAGUUCCAGACUACUCAACUGUUGUCACAUGCCCAAUGGAUUUAAGUACUAUGAGGAUGAAAUUGGAAAAUGGACAAUACCAAAAUUUGGAUGAUUUAGAAGCCGAUUUUAAUUUAAUGAUUGCAAACUGUUUUGCAUACAAUAAUAAAGAUACUGUUUUUUACAAAGCUGGAGUAAAAAUGCGGGAUCAAUGUAUUCCAAUACUUAAAAAUGCAAGGAAAGAAUUAGCAGAUUUAGGCUUGCUAAGUGCUUCCAAUUCUACUCCUAACAUAGAGGAGACAGGCGCUAAAGAAAUUGAUGCAGAAUUUCAAAAAAUUGUGAAUUCUUCAAAAAAUGAUAAAAUAUCUGAAUUGAAGAAUUUAUUGGAAAAGGCAGGACAGUUGCGACAUGGACUAGCACGUGCCAAACGUGUUAAGAGCAUUCGAGCAGAAUUAAAGAUUUUAAAGAAAAAUGCUGUUACAGAUAGUUCUCAAUCAGAUGGGGAUGAAGCAGUUUUAGCCAAGAGUAAAACAUCUCCAGUCAAGGAUACUAGAAAUUCUCCAACAGGCGGAGUAAAUCGCAGAACUGCUGUAUUAUUUACAAAAAAAGCACAGGCUGCACUUCGAAAACCAAUUGAAAUGGAUUCAAUGUUAGCAAUAGAAGAUAAUAUAAAUAAAGGAAAGGAAGAUGUUCAAUUUCAAAACCAAACUCAAAAGCAGUCCAAUUUAUCAAUGGAUACAUCAGCACCCGAAGUAUCAUCUGGUCGUAAAAAUAAGAAAACACGUAGCAGGAAAGAUUUGUCAAAAAGUGCAAAUAGUACCUUGGAAUCUUCAACCAAUAGCAAUGCUGUAUCACAAAGCUUUCUUGUGUAUCGUGCUAGAAAAGAAGCUGAAGUAUCUGAUAGUGAAUCACAGGAGUCCUUAUCAGAAAGUACCUGCAGUAGCUGCAGUCAUGAGAGUGAUGAUUCCUGUGGUAAUUGUUCUCAUAGUUCAGAGUGGUUUAGUAGCAAUGAUGAAGGUGUCGAGAAUGAGCCAAUUGCAGGUUCGAGUAAGCCUUCUCUGAAGCCAUUGCAAUUAGUUUGGGCUAAAUGUCGAGGUUAUCCUUGGUACCCAGCAUUAAUUAUGGAUCCGGAGACUCCUCGCGGCUUCGUUCACAAGGGUGUUCCGUUACCAUACCCGCCAUCUGAUGUCCUAACAUUACGCGCUAAAAAAAUUCCUGCAGAUGGAGAAUCAGUAUUUCUCGUUUUAUUUUUUGAUGCAAAGCGUACAUGGCAGUGGCUGCCUGCUAGCAAAUUGGAACUUCUAGGAAUCAGCAAAUCACUAGAUCAACAGAAAUUGACAGAAAGUCGAAAACCUGCCGAUAAGAAAGCUGUAAAGAAAGCUUACAAUGAUGCACAAUUAUAUUUAAGUCAAGUUACAGAUGCUCAAGGACCAGACGCAAUUAUGUAAUUGGAUUUUUUAUUUAAUGUUUAUUGUAUAUUUAAUUAUUAUCUGUUUUUAUAUUAUUGACCCAGUACAAAUAAAUAUUAAAUUAC